Messenger RNA from Rhodamnia argentea, 1315 nucleotides. RefSeq lists its product as uncharacterized. Gene Ontology annotation, molecular function: 2 iron, 2 sulfur cluster binding; nitrite reductase [NAD(P)H] activity. The transcript has 4 exons. The record is from RefSeq and is a predicted model, not a curated record. Bases 180 to 1067 code for a protein of 295 amino acids. NCBI's taxonomy places the organism in Eukaryota, Viridiplantae, Streptophyta, Magnoliopsida, Myrtales, Myrtaceae.
UCACGCAGGGAGAGCGUCACCGCCUUCUAGCCAUCCGUCCAGUGCUCGUCGCCGUCGCCUCCGCCGUCUCUCGUCUCGUGUGGCAGUUUCCCCAUCGCUCAAGUCGUCCACUGCCGCUGUUUCACCUCAUUCACAGUUCAUUCCCCCUCUCUCUCUCUCUCUCUCCCCCUGCAACUUCCAUGGCCACCGCAGCUUCCACUUCACCUCCACUAGCGCCUGCAUUCCCCAACCGCAGUUUCUCCCUCGCUCCUUCCCAGUCGCCCUUCAUUUGCUCUCCCGCCUCCAACUGCCUCCAUGCCCCCGCCCUCCACCUGAGCCGCCCCAGGAUCGCCCCCAUCGGCGGUCGUGGAACGGCGUUGUGCAGGGCGACCGAGGUCUCCUUGGCGGACAAUGAGCCUUCUCCUUCUUCUUCUUCGUCUUCGUCGAGCGGUGCCGGCGACAACUGGGUUCCCGUUGUGCCCCUAACGGCGCUUCCCAGAGGAGAGCGGAGGGUGAUUAUACAGGACGGGGAGACGAUACUGUUGCUGUGGUACAAGGACCAAGUGUUCGCCAUCGAGAACAGGUCGCCCGCGGAGGGCGCUUACAGUGAGGGAUUGCUCAAUGCCAAGCUCACCCAGGAUGGCUGUAUCGUUUGUCCAACAACUGAUAGUACGUUUGAUCUACGAAGUGGGGCUAUCAAGGAAUGGUACCCGAAAAACCCUGUACUUAGAGCAUUGACUCCCGCUUUGAGGAAACUCUUUGUUUAUCCCGUGAAAACCGAUGAAGAGAACAUCUUCAUUAACAUGAAAGGGACUGCGAGAUCUGAUGCAUCUGCGGAGAUAGUCUUUAGUGGGAAGGCUCAACCUGGUGUUACUGCUAUGGAUGUCAAUGUGGACGAGGUGAGAAUGGUGGUUGAUGAAGAUCUUGAGGGGUUUGGUUUCACCAGGAAGAAUGAACUGAUAAAUGGGAAAGCUGCCGUAAUCGGUUUUCUCUUCUUGUUGGAUUUCGAACUGCUGACCGGGAAAGGGCUUCUUAAAGGAACUGGAUUUCUGGACUUCGUUUACGCUGUUUCAAAUGCUCUCAAGUAAAUAUCAAAGUCUUUCGAGGUUGAGAAGGAAGUCCCUGAUCAGUGGGGCUUUUAUGUCAUACCCUUCUUAUCUGUAGGCACAUUAAUCUGUUGAAGAUGCAUAGAAGAUGCUUAGAAGUAUACUGCAUUCUGAAUUUAAUACUCUCGUUCACACAUUUAAUUCUUUCACGUCAAUAUGUACUCGAAGUUCCUCACGGGGAUAAUGAACAAGAUUUGCCUUGCUGUCUUGAUUAGCCAAACCAAACAGCA